AUGUUAGGGCAAGACCAUAAUAUGAGGAUGAGAUCUCUCGAUCCUUCUCCUCAAGUUUAUGCCCACUCGAGAUCAAGAACUUCCUCCUCCAACGUAUUCCCGCAAGUCUUCACACCAAUGCAGCACCUUCAACAACCGCAGCCCUCGAUGGGCCACACCCGACGAUCUCCCUCCGUUAAUACUUUCAGCACCACAUCUAGUAACCCCCCGCCUGCUGCGUACCGAACGUCCCCCACUACAGAAGUUCGCCGUAGCACCUCCUCUAGGUCGGGAGGUGGCAUUCCCACCAGCUACGUUGCCUUACUCCGAAAACAGAAGGCCACCGUAUGGUGCGAUCGAUCGCAAUCCGAAGACCCGCGAAUCCAAGCCCAGCAACGCGCUGCGAAACAAAGAGCCAAUCAAGAAGUUUCUGGCGGCACAAUACAAAGCCGCACUUCGACAGGCCUAGGCAGCACCGGCGGGAAGGUGGCCGCCAAGAUCCGUCAUCAUGGCAAGCCAGGCGUUGUAGGAUAUGCGCCUGAUAGCAAUUACAUGGGUGUGACAGGUGUACCGAUGCGUCUGAGCGCUACCGAGGUUGAGGGCGAAGAUGACGACGAAGACGAUCUGUCGAUGCGACGCUUAAAUCACCGCAGAACUGGUAGCAGCGGGCGCAGUAGUACCGCCAGCAGCAGGAGAGGUCUCGCAUAUCGCACUUCUGGCGCUUCCCAAGGGGGUAAGAGGUGGAGUCCUGGCGAUACACCCGAGCGCACGGGUAGCAUGGUCAUUGAAGACGCCGAAUACACUCCUGGGGAUGAUAAGAUCGAGUUGGAGCGCACUCAUAGCGCGCACAGCGGUAGUAGCGCAGAGAAGGCCGAUGCCCUACCUGAGCUAAGCAGUGCCAGCGCUGCUAAGCUUGCGAGCAAUAGCUUGUUAAAUGCCGCUCUCACUAGAGAAAAGAGUGUCAAGAACCCUGAGGAUCUCCGAAGGCGCGGCAGCGUAGAUGAACGCACUAUGACCCUCACGGCCGGUCGAUUAUACAUCGCCAACCCCGAUUAA
Annulohypoxylon maeteangense is the source of this 1035-nucleotide messenger RNA. RefSeq lists its product as uncharacterized. The record is from RefSeq and is a predicted model, not a curated record. The transcript has a single exon. The coding region runs from base 1 to 1035 and encodes 344 amino acids. NCBI's taxonomy places the organism in Eukaryota, Fungi, Ascomycota, Sordariomycetes, Xylariales, Hypoxylaceae.